GUGAAACUGCACAACCUGUGUCGGCCUGCCUCAUGUCUGUCCUGACCGACAAGGCCAUAGUGAAGAAGGAGCGGCUGUCCGUGGUGGCCGGGAAAGACAAGUACCGUGUCAAUAACAAGCAUGACCGGAAGUACUCCCCAAGGCCUCCCAUCGAAAUCGUGCGUCGGGCGGAGGAGAAGGUGGGGCAGGAGAUGCUCUUCAAGGUGACCAGCGACAACUGUGAGCACUUCGUGAAUGAGCUGCGCUACGGAGUCUCCCGCAGCGACCAGGUCAACGAAGCGGUCGUGGCGGGCAGCAUGAUGGCGGGCGGCAUGAUGGCACUCCGCAUGGCAGUCUGCUAUUUACCUGGUUUGUCAGUAGGCCUGGGCCUGGGCCUGGCCGCUGCAGCCCUCAUCGGGUCCCUGAAGGACACAGGCGAGCAAGCAGGAAGUACAGAGAGGCCAAGGAAUCAUCGCAGCAAGGGCCGAAAGAGAAAUAGGGGCAGGAAAUAUACAAAGACAUCAGUGGGUGCCUCCUACACGUUUCCUACUGAGGAUCCAGCCUCCGGGAAUUGAACCAGGGACCCCUUGGUUCGUGGAUCAACAAUCAACCACUGAGCCACCCAACCAGGCCAUUUAGGCUGCUUUUCAUGGAGCUAUAAAAGCACAGAAAGAUUUCAUUGGGAUAUACGGCCUGGUGUGAAUGCUAUUAAAGACACAGUUGUGCUCUGU
This is a messenger RNA of Myotis davidii, 710 nucleotides long. RefSeq names its product HRAS-like suppressor 3. The transcript is spliced from 3 exons. NCBI's taxonomy places the organism in Eukaryota, Metazoa, Chordata, Mammalia, Chiroptera, Vespertilionidae. Gene Ontology annotation, cellular component: cytoplasm. Gene Ontology annotation, biological process: N-acylphosphatidylethanolamine metabolic process. The record is from RefSeq and is a predicted model, not a curated record. The annotation marks the transcript as partial. Gene Ontology annotation, molecular function: glycerophospholipid phospholipase A1 activity; A2-type glycerophospholipase activity.